Messenger RNA from Phaedon cochleariae (mustard beetle), 495 nucleotides. NCBI's taxonomy places the organism in Eukaryota, Metazoa, Arthropoda, Insecta, Coleoptera, Chrysomelidae. The record is from the annotation of a GenBank genome assembly.
AUGCAUAGAGUCAUUUCUACGGCCGCCGGGCCUACAGGCCAUAGAUUGGCCUCCUGGCUCCUAGUCAAGAACUCUCCAAAUUUCGCCUUGGAGCAAGCUAGAAGCUACACAGUACCCGCCUCAGCAGAACCUUUUCUGAGCGGCAGUUCAGGUCAAUAUGUGGAAGAUAUGUACAAUGCUUGGCUCGCUGAUCCAUCUAGUGUCCACACAUCUUGGGACUCCUUUUUCCGAAACUCAGCACAAGGGGGUCCCGGCUAUCAACCGCCGCCCUCCCUAGCGCCCCUCGGCAGGAACGAGGUGUCGGCCAACUCACUGCUGCCCAUGGUGGGGUCGAUGACAUCAGGGGUGGGGCAGAUCAGCGAGAAGGCCAUCGACGACCAUCUGGCCGUGCAGGCCAUAAUCAGGAGUUAUCAGACGCGGUGUUGGGUAAUUUUUAGAUCCGUGGCCACCGCAUUGCCAUGCUGGAUCCUCUGGGAAUCAACUGUGCGGACCUAG